UCUUCCUCUCGCAGCCCCGCGCGUAGCAGGCAGCAUGGGACAUCAGCAGCUCUACUGGAGUCACCCCAGGAAAUUCGGCCAGGGCUCUCGCUCCUGCCGUGUGUGCUCCAACCGACACGGCCUCAUCCGCAAAUACGGCCUCAACAUGUGUCGGCAGUGCUUCCGUCAGUACGCCAAGGAUAUCGGCUUCAUUAAGCUAGACUAAGCGCCAAGAGGAUGAGGCUAUCGCCAGAAUCUGUUUGGGCCUACCUGAUGCAUCUGCAGCAGCUCGGUACAGUUGCUAUCAAUAAAUGAUCUCCU
Indicator indicator is the source of this 300-nucleotide messenger RNA. RefSeq names its product ribosomal protein S29 (gene RPS29). Lineage: Eukaryota; Metazoa; Chordata; Aves; Piciformes; Indicatoridae. Gene Ontology annotation, biological process: translation. Gene Ontology annotation, cellular component: ribosome; cytosolic small ribosomal subunit. Gene Ontology annotation, molecular function: zinc ion binding; structural constituent of ribosome. The transcript is spliced from 3 exons. The record is from RefSeq and is a predicted model, not a curated record. Bases 35 to 205 code for a protein of 56 amino acids.